Aureococcus anophagefferens is the source of this 927-nucleotide messenger RNA. RefSeq lists its product as hypothetical. The record is from RefSeq and is a predicted model, not a curated record. The transcript has 2 exons. NCBI's taxonomy places the organism in Eukaryota, Pelagophyceae, Pelagomonadales, Pelagomonadaceae. The annotation marks the transcript as partial.
GGGCGGAAGCUCUUCGCCGCGGGCGACGCCUACGUGGGCGCGUACGUCCACGGCGAGAAGCACGGCGCCGGGAGGUACGUGUCGUCCGACGGCACGGUCUUCGAGGGGAGCUACGUCAAGGACAGGCGCCACGGCCCGGGCGUCGUGCGAUACGCGAACGGCAACGUCUUCGAGGGCUCCUACGUCGACGGCGUCAUCGAGGGCCACGGCACGAAGCGCGUCUACGGCGGGGGGGUCUAUGUCGGCGCCUGGAAACACGGCAAGCCCGACGGGCGAGGCACGGACACGUCGAAGACCGGCGACGUCUACGUCGGCGACUUCCGCGCGGGCAAGAAGUCGGGCAAGGGCGUCGUGACCUACGGGUCCGGCGACGCGGCGACGCUCGACGGCGACUUCGUCGACGACCGGCCCCACGGCGCCGGGAGGUACGUGUCGUCCGACGGCACGGUCUUCGAGGGGAGCUACGUCAAGGACAGGCGCCACGGCCCGGGCGUCGUGCGAUACGCGAACGGCAACGUCUUCGAGGGCUCCUACGUCGACGGCGUCAUCGAGGGCCACGGCACGAAGCGCGUCUACGGCGGGGGGGUCUAUGUCGGCGCCUGGAAACACGGCAAGCCCGACGGGCGAGGCACGGACACGUCGAAGACCGGCGACGUCUACGUCGGCGACUUCCGCGCGGGCAAGAAGUCGGGCAAGGGCGUCGUGACCUACGGGUCCGGCGACGCGGCGACGCUCGACGGCGACUUCGUCGACGACCGGCCCGUCAAGGGCACGUUGACCUACGCGGACGGCGCCGUCUUCGUCGGCGACCUCGACGAGGAGGGCCUGCCCAAGCACGGGGUCCUGACGGGCGCCGACGGCGCGACGUACGACGGCCGCUUCCGGAAAGGCAGGCCGCUCCUCCGGAAGGGCGCCGACGGGAAGUAG